Tribolium madens (black flour beetle) is the source of this 621-nucleotide messenger RNA. Its product is annotated as endocuticle structural glycoprotein SgAbd-2-like. The record is from RefSeq and is a predicted model, not a curated record. The transcript has 2 exons. Gene Ontology annotation, cellular component: chitin-based extracellular matrix. The coding region runs from base 121 to 531 and encodes 136 amino acids. NCBI's taxonomy places the organism in Eukaryota, Metazoa, Arthropoda, Insecta, Coleoptera, Tenebrionidae. Gene Ontology annotation, molecular function: structural constituent of chitin-based larval cuticle.
UUAACGUCCAUUGGCAGGAUUUAUUGCUCAAGCAUCUUCACCCAUUUACAAUUGCAAAGGUAUAAAUAUCAGGAAAGGGAAUGUCAGUGUCAUACUGCAAUUGCAUCUUCAAACAGCAUCAUGCAGCUUGCGGUAUUGGUGCUUUUUUGCGUCUGGGCAACAGAAGCUGCUCAAUUAACCGGAAACGAGCAAAUUCCCAUCAUCAGUCAAGACCAAGAAGUCAAUUUCGAUGGCUCCUACCGGUCGUCCUACGAAACCGGUAAUGGCAUCRCUGCUCAAGAACAAGGCGUUUUGAAAAAUGCCGGCAAUCCCGAUGCCGAAGCUGAGGAGGUUCAAGGUUCUUAUCAAUAUACCGCACCCGAUGGCUCGCCGAUUGCUCUGCAGUACAUCGCGAAUGAGAAUGGGUUUCAGCCUCAAGGUUCGCAUUUACCUAUCGCUCCGACGCCUCCGCCUAUUCCCAUAGCGAUCCAAAGGGCCUUGGAGUGGAUAGCUGCACAUCCUGAGCCCCCAGAAGGAACCAAGAGAUUCUAAGCGUUUUUAGUUUUACGAGUUUUGUUACGUUGCCUGCGAUAAAAUAUGUGCUGUAAAAGUUGUGCCAUUAAAUGUAAUAUAUGCACGGUC